Messenger RNA from Egretta garzetta (little egret), 3317 nucleotides. RefSeq names its product solute carrier family 12 member 5 (gene SLC12A5). Lineage: Eukaryota; Metazoa; Chordata; Aves; Pelecaniformes; Ardeidae. Gene Ontology annotation, cellular component: membrane. Gene Ontology annotation, biological process: chloride ion homeostasis; potassium ion import across plasma membrane; chloride transmembrane transport. Gene Ontology annotation, molecular function: potassium:chloride symporter activity. The record is from RefSeq and is a predicted model, not a curated record. The transcript is spliced from 22 exons.
AUGGGUGGCCCCGGUGCCACCCCUGUGCCCGUGGGCGCUCCUGGGCUCCACGCUGGAGGCCAGCGGAGGGGAGGGCUCUUGCGCCCGGCCCAGGGCGAUGGCAAUCCCAAGGAGAGCAGCCCCUUCAUCAACAGCACGGACCUGGAGAAGGGCAAAGAGUACGAUGGCAAGAACAUGGCCCUCUUUGAGGUAGGGCAUGUGGGCAGGGGGAGUCCUUGAGGAGGGGGCCAAGCGGGGCAGUUGCCUCACAGCACCACCCUGCCGCAGGGCAGCCGGGAGCACGAGGAGGCUGAGAACAAUGACGGGGGCAAGAAGAAGCCGGUGCAGGCCCCGCGGAUGGGCACCUUCAUGGGCGUGUACCUGCCCUGCCUCCAGAACAUCUUUGGGGUCAUCCUCUUCCUGCGCCUCACCUGGGUGGUGGGGAUCGCCGGCAUCAUGGAGUCCUUCUGCAUGGUCUUCCUCUGCUGCUCCUGCGUGAGUGAUGGAGCCAGCGGGACCCUGCUGUCUGCCCUGGCUCCAUCCUGCCCUCUGGGAUGCCUGGCAGGGCUGGGGGUGCUGCCGGGGUCUGGUUGGGACCCACCUUUUUUCUCUCUGUCAGCGGGUGGCUCCUACUACAUGAUCUCGCGCUCCCUGGGACCCGAGUUCGGUGGGGCCGUGGGGCUCUGCUUCUACCUGGGCACCACCUUUGCCGGUGCCAUGUACAUCCUGGGCACCAUCGAAAUCCUGCUGGCCUACAUCUUCCCAGCCAUGGCCAUCUUCAAGGCAGAGGACGCCAGUGGGGAGGCGGCUGCGAUGCUCAACAACAUGCGUGUGUAUGGCACCUGCGUGCUGACCUGCAUGGCCACCGUGGUGUUUGUGGGGGUCAAGUACGUCAACAAGUUUGCCCUGGUCUUCCUGGGCUGUGUCAUUCUCUCCAUCCUCGCCAUCUACGCUGGUGUCAUCAAGUCAGCCUUCGACCCCCCAAGCUUCCCGUGCCUCCGGGGCAACAGGACCCUCUCGCGCCAUGGCUUCGACCUCUGCACCAAGAUGGUGGUGGAGGGCAAUGAGACAGUGGGCUCCAAGCUGUGGGAGCUCUUCUGUACCUCCCGCUUCCUCAACGCCACCUGCGAUGAGUACUUCACCAUGAACAACGUGACCGAGAUCGAGGGCAUCCCCGGCGCUGCCAGUGGCCUCAUCCAAGAGAACCUCUGGAGCUCGUACCUGACCAAGGGCGUGAUCGUGGAGAAGCGGGGGCUGCCCUCCGUGAGCCCCCCCGACACCCCGGUGGACAUGGACCAGCCCUACGUCUUCAGUGACAUGACCUCCUACUUCACCCUGCUCGUCGGCAUCUACUUCCCCUCGGUCACAGGCAUCAUGGCUGGCUCCAACCGCUCCGGAGACCUGCGGGAUGCCCAGAAGUCCAUCCCCACGGGCACCAUCCUGGCCAUUCCCAUCACCUCUGCAGUCUAUAUCAGCUCCGUCGUCCUCUUCGGGGCGUGCAUUGAGGGGGUCGUCCUGCGUGACAAGUUUGGUGAAGCUGUCAAUGGGAACCUGGUGGUUGGCACCCUGGCAUGGCCGUCCCCGUGGGUCAUUGUCAUCGGCUCCUUCUUCUCCACGUGUGGGGCCGGGCUGCAGAGCCUCACCGGAGCCCCCCGCCUCCUGCCAGCCCUCUCCCGGNGUGGCCUGGUUGCUCUGUGGCCCCGGCUCCCUGUCCGUUGGUGGGGCCCGCUCCAGCGCUGGCCGCCCUGGGGCUGGGAGGUGCGGCGGGGCCCGGCCGUGGCCCUUGUCCUGCCCCACACACCCAGCUCAGCCUCACGUUCUCUCCCCUGCAGGUUUUUCCUCAUGUGCUAUAUGUUCGUCAACCUGGCAUGUGCGGUGCAGACGCUGCUGCGCACACCCAACUGGCGGCCCCGCUUCCGCUACUACCACUGGACCCUAUCCUUCCUGGGCAUGAGCCUCUGCUUGGCGCUGAUGUUCAUCUGCUCCUGGUACUACGCGCUGGUCGCCAUGCUGAUCGCUGGCCUCAUCUACAAAUACAUUGAGUACCGCGGGGCGGAGAAGGAGUGGGGCGAUGGGAUCCGGGGGCUGUCCCUGAGCGCAGCCCGCUACGCCCUGCUGCGGCUGGAGGAGGGUCCCCCACACACCAAGAACUGGAGGCCGCAGCUGCUGGUCCUGGUCCGUGGGGAUCAGGAGCAGAACGUGGUGCACCCGCAGCUCCUGUCCUUCACAUCACAGCUCAAGGCCGGCAAGGGCCUCACCAUCGUGGCCUCCGUGCUGGAAGGGACCUUCCUGGACAACCACCCGCAGGCGCAGAGGGCAGAGGAGUCCAUCCGCCGCCUCAUGGAAGCGGAGAAGGUGAAGGGCUUUUGCCAGGUCGUCAUCUCCUCUAACCUGCGGGACGGCAUGUCCCACCUCAUCCAGUCCAGCGGGCUGGGGGGGCUGCAGCACAACACGGUGCUGGUGGGCUGGCCCCGCAGCUGGCGCCAGAAGGAAGACCACCAGACCCGGAGGCAUGAGAGCGACAUCUCCGCCUACACCUACGAGAAGACUCUGGUGAUGGAGCAGCGCUCCCAGAUCCUCAAGCAAAUGCACCUCACCAAGAAUGAACGGGAGCGGGAGAUCCAGAGCAUCACGGAUGAGUCCCGGGGCUCCAUCCGGCGCAAGAACCCAGCCAACACGCGUCUGCGCCUGAGUGUCCCCGAGGAGCAGGUGGGCGAUGGUGAGGAGAAGCCAGAGGAGGAGGUCCAGCUCAUCCACGACAAAAACACCACCGCCUUCUCCAGCAGCUCCCAAUCACCUGGUGACGAGGUGGAGACGGCCCCCGAGAAGGUGCAUCUCACCUGGACCAAGGAGAAGUCCGUCGCCGAGAAGAACAAGAGCAAGAGCCCCGUCAGCCCUGAGGGCAUCAAGGACUUCUUCAACAUGAAGCCGGAGUGGGAGAACCUGCCGGGGCCUCCCCGCAACCGGAAAGGGGACGAGAACUACAUGGAGUUCCUGGAGGUGCUGACGGAGCACCUGGACCGAGUGCUCUUGGUGCGCGGUGGGGGCCGGGAGGUCAUCACCAUCUACUCCUGAAACGUGGCGCGCAAGAGAGGUUUGUCUGCACGCUGAGAGCCCCGCCACCCCUUCGCACCGUGCUCCUGGAGGGGAGGAGGGAAGGCCUGAUGGCGGCCAGUGUGCAGAAACGUCACCUGGCUUGGGCCGUGCCCCUGAUCUCUCCAUUCGAACUGCAGCACCAGAUCUUCCGGGAGCAUCCAGCAUCAGAGCAGCUGUUCCUCAUUGCAACAUCACAGCACUGCUGUCCUUGUUUAUAUAUAAAUACAUACACUGUACCGCGG